AUGGCUCCUCUCAAAGCUGGCGACCCUUUCCCCGAGAACGUUGCGUUCCAGUACAUUCCUUGGUCCGAGGACCAGGGUGAGAUCACCUCGUGCGGAAUUCCGAUCAAAUACGACGCCUCGAAGGAGUGGGCGGACAAGAAGGUCGUCCUUUUCUCAGUUCCUGGCGCCUUCACACCCACCUGUUCCGUUUCCCAUUUGCCUGGCUACAUCCAGAACCUCCCGCAGUUGAAAGAAAAGGGCGUCCAGAUCGUCGCAGUCGUCGCAUCCAACGAUCCCUUCGUCAUGAGUGCCUGGGGAAAGGCAAACCAGGUUACCGGCGACGACAUUCUCUUCCUCUCAGACCCUGACGCACGCUUUUCCUCGAGCAUUGGCUGGGCCAAUGCCGGUCGCACUGGACGUUAUGCGGUCAUCAUUGAUCACGGAAAGGUUACGUAUGCAGAUAUCGAGACGGAGAGGGGGGCUGUGAAGGUUUCUGGAGCUGAUGCUGUGCUGGCUCACCUUUAG
This is a messenger RNA of Aspergillus calidoustus, 504 nucleotides long. NCBI's taxonomy places the organism in Eukaryota, Fungi, Ascomycota, Eurotiomycetes, Eurotiales, Aspergillaceae. The record is from the annotation of a GenBank genome assembly.